Lottia gigantea (owl limpet) is the source of this 798-nucleotide messenger RNA. RefSeq lists its product as hypothetical. Lineage: Eukaryota; Metazoa; Mollusca; Gastropoda; Lottiidae. Gene Ontology annotation, molecular function: protein kinase activity; mitogen-activated protein kinase kinase binding; ATP binding. Bases 1 to 798 code for a protein of 265 amino acids. The transcript is spliced from 4 exons. The record is from RefSeq and is a predicted model, not a curated record. Gene Ontology annotation, cellular component: nucleus. Gene Ontology annotation, biological process: regulation of MAP kinase activity; protein phosphorylation; positive regulation of proteasomal ubiquitin-dependent protein catabolic process.
AUGUGUUAUCAAUUGGAAAGUAUUUAUUAUAUGAUCAGAGCCAAAGUGUUUCCAAUCAAGACAUACAGGGAAGAUUUAUCUCCGUAUUGGCAAGUGGACGACCAUAAAAAUAUUACAAACAUUUUGGAAAUCAUUUUAGGAGAAACCAAAGCUUAUGUUUUCUUUGAGAAACAUGUAUCAGACCUCCAUUCCUACGUCCGACACAAAAAACGCUUGAGGGAAGAGGAGGCAGCGAGACUUUUUGCUCAAAUUGUGGCGGCAGUUCAACAGUGUCAUGAAAAUGGACUUAUUCUUAGGGAUCUUAAAUUACGAAAAUUUGUAUUCACUGACAAGGAAAGAACAAAGUUAAAAUUGGACAGUUUAGAAGACGCAACAGUGCUGGAUAACGAAGACAACGAUCUUAUGUCUGAUAAACACGGUUGUCCAGCCUACGUCAGUCCAGAGAUUCUAAGUGCUAUUGGGACAUAUUCUGGUAAAGCUGCAGACUGCUGGAGUCUAGGAGUCAUGCUGUACACUAUGCUUAUUGGACGUUAUCCUUUUCAUGAUACUCAGCCAGCGGCAUUAUUUGGAAAAAUUCGCCGCGGCCACUUUUCAAUUCCGAACUCUCUGUCAUCCAGGGCCAAGUGUUUGUUAAAAACUCUGCUCCGACGCGAACCUAGUGAUAGACUGACGGCAGAACAAAUCUUAGGACAUCCUUGGUUCCGAAAUUGUGCAAACAAAUUCUCAUGGAGAUCAGACAAAAGUAUGUCCGAUCAACUGGUUCCAGAGUUUGAUUUUCCAAAAGUGCUGGAGGAUUAA